Messenger RNA from Leptosomus discolor (cuckoo roller), 349 nucleotides. The record is from RefSeq and is a predicted model, not a curated record. Lineage: Eukaryota; Metazoa; Chordata; Aves; Leptosomiformes; Leptosomidae.
GGGGAGUUGCUGAGCCCGUGUCGAUGUGAUGGAUCAGUGAAGUGCACACACCAGCCAUGCCUGAUCAAAUGGAUUAGCGAGAGAGGCUGCUGGAGCUGUGAGCUGUGUUACUACAAGUAUCACGUCAUUGCCAUAAGCACAAAGAACCCUCUGCAGUGGCAGGCCAUCUCUCUGACAGUCAUUGAGAAGGUUCAGAUAGCAGCGGCCAUCCUGGGUUCCCUUUUCCUCAUCGCCAGUAUCUCGUGGCUCAUCUGGUCGACAUUCAGUCCUUCAGCCAAAUGGCAGCGCCAGGACCUGCUCUUCCAGAUCUGCUAUGGAAUGUACGGCUUCAUGGACAUUGUCUGUAUAG